AUGGGAGGUGUUGACCACCAUGACUGGUUAGUUGGAAAAUAUGCGGCGGUAAUUAGAGGGAAAAAAUGGUACUGGGUCCUAUUUACACGUAUGCUGGAAAUGGCCCUCGUAAAUGCCUGGCUCUUCUACAGACUAGUACAUGGGAAAAAUGCACUGGAUUUACUGGAUUUCAGACGUACUGUUACAGUUACAUACCUGAAAUUGGACACUGGAAGACCGAAUAUUGGACGUCCCAUGGAGUACCCAUCAAGUCAGUUCAGAGUCAUACCAGACAUCAGGUUUGAUGGAAUUGGUCAUAUGACAAAAGAAGCACGCAAAGAAGAUGUGUAA
Molecule: messenger RNA, 330 nt
Organism: Schistocerca serialis cubense
Lineage: Eukaryota; Metazoa; Arthropoda; Insecta; Orthoptera; Acrididae
Product: piggyBac transposable element-derived protein 3-like
Exons: 1
Coding region: 1-330 (109 amino acids)
Molecular function (GO): sequence-specific DNA binding
Source: RefSeq, a predicted model, not a curated record